UACUUAAAUAUGAAUUAAUUUGAUCGCAGCAUCAGUAUAAAUUCGUUUGAGCUUCAGAACUGAUCGGUCAUAGAGCGCAUUAUCUUAUCUAUAUAGUGAAAGUUAUAAUUAUCAUUAUAACUGAGAGUGAAAUUUUUUUAAUAAAGAAACGGAAGAGAAAAUAGAUGGCUUUCUUUAAAUUUUGGGCAGUGUUGUUAUUGGUGUUUGCCUUAACGCAAAAUAUUGACAGUACAACAACAACAACAACAACGACAACGGGGGCAACGAAAGCAACUGCAGCAACAACAACAACAACUACGAAUAAGCCCCAUCCUGGUCCACAAGAUCCUAAAUGUUUGCAACCUAAAGAACCCGGUCCCUGUCAUAUGAAUUUAAUGCGUUAUUAUUAUAACCCGGAAACGAAUGCAUGCGAAGAAUUUAAGUUUGGUGGUUGCAAAGGCAAUGAGAAUAAAUUCGGCUUUAAGGAGACUUGCGAAAAAGCUUGCAAAAAACCCACCGACUCAAGCAAUAGUGGUACAAAAACUCCCGUCAUCGUUGAAGGACAUAAGGCACAUCCUAGUACCCAUAAACCCGAGCUUUUGAAUACGCAUAAAUCUGAUGCUUUACAUGCAGCAGGUACUGAAAAAUCGACAUCUACGACGACUACUAGCAAAACGGUCACCUCUACUACCGCAUCUUCAAAAUCUAAAACUCAUCAUUUACUCAUAGCGAAAAUGAAGUCUUUAUUCGUUUUAUUUAUAUGCUGCGCUUUUUUAAUUGUAAAUCUUAAGGCAGCUUCAGUUACAACCGCGAUCGAAAAGUUGAAAAAGGAUUCAAGUGACGUCAAUGUUACUAAGGAUGAUAUGGCAGUAAAAGAUGCUGUAUCUAAAGAUUGCCAACAACCUAAAGAAACUGGUCGCUGUUUUGCACUCUUUUAUCGCUUCGCAUUCGAUAUGAAAACAGGCAAAUGCGAGGAAUUUGUUUAUGGCGGUUGUGCUGGUAAUUCCAACAAUUUCGCAACGAAAGAAGAUUGCGAAGAACGGUGUCUAACGAAAUCUGAAGAUAAGGCCACAGAAGCUUCCAUUUCUACGACAAUAAUACCUGAUAGUUCAAGCGAUAGUUCGAAGUCACAAAUGUCAUGAAGAAUUUUCUAGUAUGAGUACAUUUCAAUACAGUUUUAUAGGUACUUAUGGUACGAUGAGGUGAUAUUUUG
Messenger RNA from Glossina fuscipes, 1192 nucleotides. RefSeq names its product tissue factor pathway inhibitor. The transcript is spliced from 4 exons. Gene Ontology annotation, molecular function: serine-type endopeptidase inhibitor activity. The coding region runs from base 165 to 1121 and encodes 318 amino acids. The record is from RefSeq and is a predicted model, not a curated record. NCBI's taxonomy places the organism in Eukaryota, Metazoa, Arthropoda, Insecta, Diptera, Glossinidae.